Papaver somniferum (opium poppy) is the source of this 1795-nucleotide messenger RNA. Its product is annotated as cytochrome P450 89A2-like. The transcript has a single exon. Gene Ontology annotation, cellular component: membrane. The record is from RefSeq and is a predicted model, not a curated record. Lineage: Eukaryota; Viridiplantae; Streptophyta; Magnoliopsida; Ranunculales; Papaveraceae. Bases 59 to 1645 code for a protein of 528 amino acids. Gene Ontology annotation, molecular function: iron ion binding; heme binding; oxidoreductase activity, acting on paired donors, with incorporation or reduction of molecular oxygen, NAD(P)H as one donor, and incorporation of one atom of oxygen.
UACUUGUGACUAUAACCAUCUCACAUACUCCCCACUCACGAUUUCCACUUCAUGAUCAAUGGAAUCAAUUUGGUUGAUAAUCAUAAUCACACUUUCCUUGUGUGCAACACUAAAAGCUCUGUUCAAUCUUCUUCAAACCCCUAAAAAAUGCCCACCUGGUCCUGUUUCAAUCCCAAUCCUAACAAGUUUCCAAUGGCUUAAAAAAUCAUCUGCAGAUUUAGAACCAUCUCUUAGAAAUCUCAAAACAAAGUAUGGACCAAUAAUAACCUUAUCAAUUGGUCAUCGUAAAUCAAUCUUCAUUACAACUUCAAGUUUAGCUCAUCAAGCAUUAGUUCAAAAAGGAUCAGUGUUUGCCGAUCGUCCACCGGCAACAGCAAUAUCCAAAAUUAUUACAAGUAAUCAACAUAAUAUUAAUGGAGCUUCUUAUGGUCCUCUAUGGAGAUUACUCCGGAGAAAUCUCACUCUUCAGAUUCUACAUCCAUCGAAGAUCAAAUCAUUUUCACCGGCCCGAAUAUGGGUUUUGAAUAUAAUCAAGGAAAGAAUAAUCAAAGAAUCGAAGUCAGGGGAAACCCCUGUUCUUGUUGUUCAUCAUUUUCAAUUCGGUAUGUUUUGUUUACUUGUUUUUAUGUGUUUUGGUGAAAAACUUGAUGAGAAAAAAAUUAGAGAAAUUGAAUCUGUUCAGAGAAAUUUAAUAUUGCGGUUUAGUAGAUUUCAGAUUCUAAAUUUUUUUCCAAGAUUGAGUAAAAUAGUUUUCAAGAAAAAAUGGGAAGAGUUUUAUAAGUUGAGAAGUGAUCAAGAAAAGGUACUAAUUCCAUUAAUCAGAUCAAGACAAGAAGAACAAAUGAAGAAGAUGAUGAAAUCUAGUGAAGAAAAUCAUGAUGAGAAAUCUUUAGGGUUAUGUUAUGUUGAUUCAUUAUUGAAUCUUGAAUUACCUGAUGAAGAAGGUGGAAAAAGAAAGUUGAGUGAAAAUGAAAUUGUUAGUUUGUGUUCUGAGUUUUUAAAUGGAGGUACUGAUACUACAUCAACAACUUUACAAUGGGUUAUGGCUAAUUUAGUGAAAUAUCAAGAGAUUCAAUCAAAAUUAUUUCAUGAAAUCAAAAAAAUUGAGCAAUCAAGAUCAGAAGAUUCUAAUGAUGGUGAGAUACAAGAAGAAGAUUUAAAGAAACUGCCAUAUCUGAGAUCUGUAGUUCUGGAGGGACUAAGAAGACAUCCACCAGGUCAUUUUCUUCUAGCUCAUGCAGUUACUCAAGAUGUAGUGUUAGAUGGAUAUGUAAUACCUAAAGAAGCUACAGUGAAUGUCAUGAUAGCAGAAAUUGGAAGAGAUCCAAAAGUAUGGGAAGAUCCGAUGAUGUUUAAACCUGAGAGAUUUUUGAAUGAAGAAGAUGGUAGUGUAAAUGAAGAAUUAGCAGAUGUUACUGGAAAUAAAGAGGUUAAGAUGAUACCAUUUGGAGCCGGUAGAAGAAUGUGUCCUGCUUAUGGUUUGGCAAUGCUUCAUCUUGAGUAUUUUGUUGCUAAUUUUAUCAAGGAAUUCAAGUGGACUGCUAAGGUUGGAGAUGAGAUUGAUUUGUCAGAGAAACAAGAAUUUACUAUUGUCAUGAAGAAUCCAUUGUGGGCUCAUGUUUCUCCAAGGAAACAAGAAGAUUAGUCAAAUAAUUUUUUUUUUAUUUUAGAGUUCUUGUUUAAAUCGUUCGAGCUGUACUUGUUCAAGUUCUUUCAUUUAGUUUUUGAAGGUAAAUUUGGUCAUGUCGUAUCUGAAUUUUAGUUGCAGUUCUUUCUGUCAAAAUUAAGUAUGACA